UUGAUUGCGAGCGCAGUUUAUGUUUGGUAGUACCAUAAAAAGCUGUUUCAAACAUUUGAUAAAUCCAGUUAUUUCACAGUAAGGUAGGUUUUAUUUGCGUGAUCUAACUGUCACGGUCAGUGCGCACAGUACGUUGAUGGGAAAGUUCCGGUUGUCGAGCGUGUUUGUUGUGGCUGUUUUGUUUUGCUUUGUGCUGAGGUGUUACUGACCUUCAGUUCUUCAAACCUCCACAUCCAGUUUUUGUAAAAUAGUAUGAGAAGAAGCCGUUUCAACGUUGUCGUGGACGUCCAGUUUUUGUGAAAUAGUUUGGGGAGGAGACAUUUGUGUCGUUCUGUUGCUGUCCGAAAACUGAGGAGAGGAUGUCCAUGGACCUGCACCUCGGUGGCAUUUUUCUCCAUAAUGACAGCUAUGACUAUGGCGACUAUGUGUAUAAUGAGGAGUGCAGCCCGGCGGGACGUGAGGCGGUGCUGAUCCCGCUGCUCUAUGCGGUGGUGCUGCUUGUAGGUCUGACUGGGAACGUACUUCUCCUCGUCGUUCUGGUACUGAAGAGGAGAUGUUGGAGUGUGAUGGACAUUUUUGUCAUCCACCUGAGUGCUGCAGACAUCCUGCUGCUGGUGACGCUGCCGUUUUGGGCCACACAGGCCGCUCGAGAUUGCGGGUGGUGUUCUGGCACGUUUCUCUGCAAGAUGAGCGGAGGUAUUUUUUAUCUCAACUUCUACUGUGGCAUCUUUCUGCUGGUGUGUAUCUCUGUGGACCGCUACAUGUCCGUCGUCCACUCUGCCCAGAUUUGCAGAAAAAACCCCAGAUUUGCUCACGUCUCCUGCCUGAUAGUCUGGGUCUUCUGCCUGCUCCUCACCAUCCCCAACUGGAUUUUCUUGGCGGUUGUGAAAGAUGAAGAACAGGGGAAAACAGUAUGUGCUCACAACUACUUCCUGUUUUCCUCUCAGUCCCACGGGCUUCUGGCAUCACGCCUGCUUUUCCACGUGAUGGGCUUCCUGCUGCCGUCAGUUGUCUUGGUCUACUCAUGUGUCCGGCUCCAGCUGCUGUACAAGUCCCAGAACCCUCGCCAGCAGAGGGCCCUCAGGGUCAUCUUUACCCUGGUGCUGGUCUUUAUUUUCUGCUGGCUGCCAUACAACAUCACGCUCAUCGUGGACACCUUCAGAAGCAACUCUGCAACGUCAACCAAAGCUGACAAUGAACGCAGAACCUCCAUGAAAACAGCUCUGAGGGUUACGACUGCCCUGAGCUGUUUCCAUGCCUGCCUUCGCCCUAUGAUCUAUCUGAGCCUGUGCCGAAACUUCAGGCAGCGCACACUGACAGUGCUGAGAUGUGUGGGAGGGCCAGAAGAGGAAUCCAGCAGCUCCUUGUGGGAGUUGGGUGUGGAGGAGAAAAGCGUUCCAGACCAAGGUCACGAGAAGAUUUCACUGAAUCAGACAUCGGAGGCUCCGCUUCAAGUGCGCUCGGACCUGUGCUGAUGAAUGGACAAGUGUUCAUCAGUGACACGGAGGUGACCUGAGUGACUUUAAACCACUAACGGGAAGUGGUGGGAGGUGUUGUCAUGAGAUUAAAAAAAAACUGUUGUGUGUCAUGAUGACAAACGGGUAUUUUGUCAGAAGGCCUCUUAUAUUGAAGCUUUUUAUGCAUAUCAUGUGGACUUUUAUAUUUUUAUGUUACGCUCCUCAUCUAUAACGUCAGUAUUGCACAGUUUGUUUAUGACUAGUACUGUAGAUGUUUGUGUCUGGUUAUAAUUUUUACAGAAAAAUGUUUUUUAAAUAGGAAAUAAGUAUUUUUUUAUUGCUAUGAACUGAGUGACAGCAUCAUGAAAAUAUGUUCUGUCUUAGGCUGGAUUUGCAUUAUUUUAUUAGUUCGGUGUUAUUGUAAUCUUAUGAUAGAGAGUUCAUGAUUACUAAAUGUAUUGACCAGAAUAAUAGACACACCUGUUACAACUCCAAAUCCAAUGAAGUUGGGAUGUUGUGUAAAAUAUAAAUUAAAAACAGAAUACAAUGAUUUGCAAAUCCUCUUCAACCUAUAUUCAAUUGAAUACACCACA
Messenger RNA from Thalassophryne amazonica, 2050 nucleotides. Its product is annotated as C-X-C chemokine receptor type 3-like. NCBI's taxonomy places the organism in Eukaryota, Metazoa, Chordata, Actinopteri, Batrachoidiformes, Batrachoididae. Gene Ontology annotation, biological process: immune response; G protein-coupled receptor signaling pathway; chemotaxis. The record is from RefSeq and is a predicted model, not a curated record. Gene Ontology annotation, molecular function: chemokine receptor activity. Gene Ontology annotation, cellular component: membrane.